GACGUUAAUUCUAUAUGAGCGCGAGCGGCGGGAGCGCGGGUCCUUUCAAAACGCCGGCCGCGCGGCGCCUGCCGCCUCGCUGUCCUGAAGUCACCGGCCCGCGGGCCGCGCAGUGUUUGAAAUCUAGCAGAAUGGCAGACAUAGACAACAAAGAACAGUCUGAACUUGAUCAGCAGGAUAUGGAAGAUGUUGAAGAAGUGGAAGAAGAGGAAACUGGUGAAGAUGCCAACAGCAAAGCUCGGCAGUUGACUGUGCAGAUGAUGCAAAAUCCUCAGAUUCUUGCAGCUCUUCAGGAAAGACUUGAUGGUCUGGUAGGAACAUCUGCAGGAUAUGUAGAAAGCUUGCCUAAAGUUGUUAAAAGACGUGUGAAUGCUCUCAAGAACCUUCAAGUUCAGUGUGCACAGAUAGAAGCAAAGUUCUAUGAGGAAGUUCAUGAGCUGGAAAGAAAAUAUGCUGCUCUCUAUCAACCCUUAUUUGACAAGCGAAGUGAAAUCAUCAAUGCAAUUUAUGAACCUACAGAAGAAGAAUGUGAAUGGAAAGCAGAUAUUGAAGAAGAAAUUUCAGAAAUGAAAGAGAAAGCCAAGCUUGAAGAAGAAAAAAAAGAUGAAGAAAAAGAAGACCCCAAAGGAAUUCCUGAGUUUUGGCUGACAGUAUUCAAGAAUGUGGACUUGCUCAGUGAUAUGGUGCAGGAACAUGAUGAACCUAUCCUGAAAUACUUAAAAGAUAUAAAAGUGAAAUUUUCAGAAGUUGGACAGCCUAUGAGUUUCACAUUAGAAUUUCAUUUUGAACCAAACGACUACUUCACAAAUGAAGUGUUGACAAAGACAUAUAGAAUGAGGUCAGAACCAGAUGAUUCUGAUCCCUUCUCCUUUGAUGGACCGGAAAUCAUGGGUUGUACAGGUUGUCAAAUAGACUGGAAAAAAGGAAAGAAUGUUACUUUGAAAACCAUUAAGAAGAAGCAGAAACAUAAGGGCCGUGGAACAGUUAGAACUGUGACAAAAACUGUUUCCAAUGACUCUUUCUUCAACUUCUUUAGUCCUCCUGAAGUUCCUGAAAGUGGAGAUCUGGAUGAUGAUUCUGAGGCAAUCCUCGCUGCAGACUUUGAAAUAGGUCAUUUCUUGCGUGAACGUAUAGUCCCCCGAUCAGUAUUGUACUUCACGGGAGAAGCUAUUGAAGAUGAUGAUGAUGACUAUGAUGAAGAAGGUGAAGAGGCAGAUGACGAGGAGGGAGAAGAAGAAGCAGAUGAAGAAAAUGAUCCUGAUUAUGACCCAAAAAAGGAUCAAAACCCAGCAGAAUGCAAGCAGCAGUGAAGCAGUGUGUAUGUGGCCUUGAGGAUUACCUGCACUGUAAUAGCCUAAACACAACUAUUAGUUACUUACAGCCUUAUGUUUUGUAUCUUGGUAGAAUUAAGUAACCAAUUUGUUAAAAAAAGAAAUCAAACACAUAAGAACCAGUUUAAAAUGUAGGUUCAAUCUACCUAGCAUUUUAACAGUAUAAUUUUCUGCCAAUAUGUAGAAUGCAGUAAAUUCCCUAAAGCAUGAAUGUUAAUUCAUUGCUACAUAGUUUGGUUCUUGUGAAGUCUUUGUCAUGUAGCUAUUAGACUGCAGCUGUGAAGAUUAUCAGAACUGUUAACUGAGACCAAUAUUUGUUUAGAGAAAACUCUCUCCUGAAGAACCAACCAAAGUAUUUUUCAGCCCAGUAGUCUGAACGGGUUUAAGUCUGCUUGCACUAGCUGUGCCUUCAUUACUUUGUUAUAGAAAUGGCAGUGACUUGUACUAACUAGGAGAUGAUGAUGCAUUUUGAAUUUGACUACUUGAGAAGACUAGUAUAACUUGUUUAAUUUCCAAUGAGACCACAUUAAACAUUCAUAACUGUCAGCUUGUUUAUGCUAUGGGUUUUGUAUUUUAUGUGACACAGUGAUCUACAAAAGAAACCUAGUCAUCAUAUUAAGGUUAUUGUUUACCACUGGGGUGUGAAUAAAACCUAGUAUUUUCAGAAGCUAGUCUUGUUUUAUUAUGUUUGUAUCUGCACGUGUAAACUGGUAAGAUGUAUCUUACAUGCUGCAGUUCAUGUUUUACUUGAAACAAACGUUGAUAAUUACUGACAAGUAAGUUAUAUAGCAUUUGAAAAACAAACACAGUAGUUUGGAAAGUUUGAUCAGUACUUUCUGUUUGCAGUGUGAUACUUGUGAAUCUGAGCUAGAUGUUCCAGUGAUUGGUCCACACUGCCAUUUUAGAGAAGACAAGUCCUUAGAAAUGGGGCUAGAUCUGAUAAAGGACUUCGGUAUUGCCGUGCCUGACUUUAAGGCAUUGCAUAUUAGUAUGAAAUCUGAAGCAAAGUGCCUUGGAUUUUCAGUCUGUGUAGAACAGAGCUAUGUUAUCCUGAACAAAACCUACCCUGCAGCCGAAGGGAGUGCUAGAACACUUAGCUCUAUUCUAGUUUGUCCUCACUGUUUCAUCUGUGGAGGAGGAAACAAACUGGAAAGAAUUCCUCUUUCUUCACCUAGUGUUCUGUUCAUGUGCUUGUUAUGGCAUGUUCUGGUUCAUACUUUUGUCCAUAUUGGAUGUUUAUUCUCAGUUGAAACACAGGGGCUAGAAGACCUUUCUCAUUCUAACCUUGCCUCUAGCCUAUUAGUGGAGGUGCUGGAUGAUGCUGAGUUUUCCCAGUCAGUAGCAUGCUACUGUACUCUGUGCAGUCUUGUCCUUCACAGAUAACUAUAUCAGUUCUGAUCUUCUAAAUAAGUAGUUAGAGAGCUUUUUUGGGCAUAGAAGGGUCUUGUAGGAUUGGAAAGAAAUGUCCAGCUAUCUGUGGAUUUAUUUCUGCAGUAGCUACUUUUUUUUUUUUUGUGCCACUCCUAUACUGACUUAGUUUGGAAAGACCAGGGCAAGCAGGAGUCAAUAACAUGAGGAUAGGGCUGGUAGAAGAGUUUCUCUAGCGUGUCUCUUGCUUGGAGGGUAAGUAAUGCAGAAUGAACCUUAUCCCAAGUGCCCUUCUGAAUCAUCAGGCCCCCUGAGAGGAUGUGGGCCUAGUGUCCUCUGACUAAACUGUUUUUUGUUUUAUUUGUUCUUAUUUUUAAUGCCUUGAAGGUUUAAAUAUCACACUGCUUCAUUUCAGAAUCCCUGUCGGGCUUUGUCCCUCUCAGGAUAUCCAUGGAUUUGGGAAAAGGAGCUCAUGUUAUCUAUAGCUGUAUAUAAAAUAGGACUGUUGAAGCUGUGAUCUUGGGUGUUUUUUAGGUAACACAUAUAUCAUAGCAUAGAAAAACGCGGUUAUGAAAGGUUAACAAUCGUUCUCUAGUAGCUGUGUGUUAAAGUAGGUGUAGUUGUGUUCUUGUGAUACCAGAAUAUGCGUGUCCUUUGAGGCGGUGACCCUGCCAGGUGUUUGGGUUUCACAUGGUCUCUUUGCUGAGCAUCUCCCAGGUUUAAGUUUAAACUUCAGGGUAUGUGGAGACCAAACUAUUGGCAUGUUAUGAGCUUGAGCAGUCAUUAAUAUGGGGCUUCGGGAUUCAUACUUCUGGACAUGCGAAGUCUCUGAAGUCCUUACUUAGAUCUAGCCCAUUUUUGCUAACAGCAUCUGGAAUCCGUAUCUUAAAAAGAAAAUGAACUGUUAAAAGUUGUCUAAGUUUCAAAAUUCACUGUACUUAACAAAUUUGGCUUGUUCUUUGAUUGCUUUCUCGUUUAACAUCUUCAUAACAUACAGUGGGAUACAAUAUUUCAAAAGGGGAGUUGGUACAUGUCAAGGCACACCUGCAGCCUGCAAGAUCCAGGGCCAUGAAUCCAUUUUUACUGACAGAUUUUGGUAAGCUUCUCUCUGGAUUGACUUGCUAGUUCUAAAGCAGCAGUUCUUGUGGUCUCCAGACUGCAGGAAAAGGAAGGAUAAAAUAUAAAUAAGGUGCCAUUUCUUAUGGCAUUGGUUAAAUAAAAACUUCUGGUGCUUAACAUAGUUUUGUUAUCAACGACACUGUUGUUUAGCAGUUCUGAAAGGCAGUAUGUAGCAGGAACAUUAAACUUUCAACAUUGAUUGGAGUGUUAUGACUCAUUCUUUUCACAUAGAGCAUGUCCUCAUUUCGUAUUUGAGAAGGAUAAGUUACCAUGUUAAGAAGUUCAUGCUAGGAAAAUAUGUCACUGAAAUGGAAUUUCUUGGGCAGUAGUUGCAGUACCACACCAAAGUUUAGCAUCUGUGUAAAUGGUGUCUUCUGUCCAGUUUUGGUUGCUGUAUCAAAGGGUGACUUAUCUUGAAGAAAAGUGGGAGGUUGGUGAGGGAAGAGGUAGGAGAAUUUAAUGAGACUUGAAUGACAGUGAAGUGUGCUCAGAGUUUAUACUUGAUGGAGAGGGGAUGGUUCUUCAUAAUUCUAUACUUUUAGCAAUCCAGAUUAGAUUACAUUAGCACUAAAGAGUUUGCCUGUUUGAUAAAAUUUUGGUUGUGUUAAAAAAAAUAAUAAUUAAAAAAACCCAACAGCAUCCUGAAAUAAAGGAGACCAAAUUUAAGGUUAGUAUUCUGAGGGUUUACUUUUUGGAGAAGGGUGAUGUCAGGUGCAGUUCGAAGUGUUACCUUUGGUUACAUGAACACUAUCAUAGCAACGCUGCUUACCAAUGUCUCCUACAGCUAACUAGCUUCAUAAGCUUGGAUUCUUACUUGGAUUCUUGGAACUGAUGUUUCCCAAGCUAAUGGCAGAUACUGUAAUUUUGACAUGUUUUGGUUUUUAAGUGAAAACCUCAUUGGAAUAUAGAAAAAUACAGAAAUUGAAUGUGUUCAUCUUUGCCUUCCAGCUGGUACUUCAACUUUCCCUGUGUUUUAAGGCUAGUUGUUGUAGACCUGACUUGGAAAUCGAUGGGAAGCUUAUAUACGGAUGGGUGAUUAACUUGUCUGCUGAAAGUUUUUUAUUUCCUAAAGUAUCUAUGCAGCAGUUGUUUCUCAGAUGCUUCCUGUUGGGCAGAGGAUUCUGGUGUGGCAUUCUCAGUGGCUUAAGGAAGCAAAAUGCUAAACCCCUCUGUACAGAGGGGGCAGCCUGAUAAUGAAGGCAUUUCUGUAUGGAACAGCCUUCAUGGUCUGCUAGGUUGGGGCUACAGGUGCAUGGAUAUUGAAGUAGGUAGACUCAGCUCUACAGCACUUUUUCCUUUAUUCUGUGCAGAUGUGUCCUCCUUCAAUCCAAGACUUUCUUGUGCAGGUUGGAGAAACUGUUGCUACCACACCUCCAGUUUUGUUUCUUAAUAACUGCUCGGUUCUGUUUGAGAUGCACUGAUUCCCCUCAAGUUUUCAAAAAGGUGUCGAAAUAAUUCCUAAUGCUUACCUGAAGAGAACAUAAAUUCCCUACUGGAAAUAGUAAGUCUUACUUCUAUACACUAGCAAGAGGAGUUGAAGUUUGUCCAUGUGGGAUGUUGGACAAGAUUUAUCUCAUUGCUCUUUAAAUCCUCCUGUUAGACCUUUGGCAAGGCCUAGUAGUCUUCCACAUGUGACUUGUUUCUCAGCUUUUUAGGAAAAUCAGAACAAGUAAAGCAGGCAGGAUGACACACAAAGUACAGAUAAGCUAUUCUAUAUUUGGCUCUGCUUGGUGUAUACCAGAAAUGGGUGUACAAGGCGUGAGGGGCUGCGGCAGAAGGGUUCUUUUGUUCACAGGCAUUUAACUAAAGCAUGUAAAUUGACAACAUGAGUUGGCUCUGCAGCUACAGGAGGUGCUUAAACCCUGUUAUGAACUUGGCUUCUAUGUCCUUCAGUGUUGUAAUUGCCCAAAUUUAUGUUUGCCCUGCAGUGGAGAAACAGUAUGUUCUGAACUUGCAGAAUGUUUUACUGUGGUGGUCAAGUCUGAGAAACUUAAAUCCCUUUACAGACUAGUUUUUCUCUACAAUGUGUGCUUAAGUACUUUUUUAAUAUUUUUGGAAGAAGGAGGUAUAUACAGCUGUCUGUGAGAUGGAGUUCAUAAAAAGAAAAGUCUCUCCCUGAGAUCACCUGUUCAGUGUUUCAGUGUUCUGUCAGCAGCAAGUUGCAGUGAAAUUACUGGGAGAUAGUAAUGGUCAAGAAAAUCCAUUAAGGAUUAGCCACUUACUGUCCACUUGCUUUAAUGACAUAUUGCAACACAUCUAUUUGUCAUGUAUUUCUCAUGAAAUUUCCCCUGACUUAUUUUCUCCCUCAUUUUCCUUCUGUUUAGCAAUGACCAGCUCAUAUUUCAUUUAAGUUUCCUUCUUAACCCUUUUUCUGUUUUAGUCACUUCUCAGAAGAAGUUAUGAUGCUUCAGGGUUUUCGCUCAGGAUACGUUUAGCAUCCCUUUGAAACUAAUAGUUGAUAGGUGAUGUCAAGCUGCUGUCUGCAGAUUCUGGCAGAACACUAGGAAAAUAUGAGCUUUUUAGUUUUUCACAGUCACUUCCCAAAACAAUGUUUAACUUGCCUCGGGAUUUAAAAAGAAGACUUUAAAUACUCAACCAUAAUUAUUCUCUAAUUAAGGUUGCACAUACAAAAUUUCAACAAAGUUAGGAAGGUUACGAUACAGGAGACCAGAGUAUUUAACAAGAAAGCAUUUCUGUUACCAGUAUCAACUUUGAACACAGAAAAGGAAAAAUUCAGUAUGAAAUACAUAUAUCUCACAUGGUAGAGGCUUUCAAGGAAUCAGAUUAGGUGUUUUUUCAGGUUGUAGUAUCUCAGGUUUGACAGUAGGAGGCAUCUUCUCAUCAGCCAUUUCUGGGUGGAUGCAGAACCUGCAUGGUGUUUCAGUGAAACUGCAAUAAAGGUAGCAGAUGUGGAACAUUUAAUAAAAUUGUAGUGGUUUAAAUGUAUAUUACAAGGAAAGUAAAAUCUCACUGGGAUAAUGUAGUGUGCUUAACUGUACUGAAUGUGGUUUUUCAAAAUAGUAACAAAUAUUUACAAAAGUUCAGUUUUGACUUGCAUCUAGGAAAAUGAAGUUUGUUAUCCUUUACUAGCAAACUCUGCACAAUUAAAUUGGGUUAUCUUGUUCUUUUACCAUGUAAUUGUCAGUAUUUCAUCUUACCCCAUUCUCUUAGCUUUUGGUGGGUUUAGUCAAAUGUAGUGUAUUUUAAAUGGCUGUUAAUAUUUGUUGGCUUACAGAGUACAAGUUUAAAUGGAUGUUUUGCAUGUUUGCUUCUGAUCACAUGCUUAGGUGAAUUUCACCAGGAAUAAACAGUUGUUGUAAGUCUA
This is a messenger RNA of Manacus vitellinus (golden-collared manakin), 7143 nucleotides long. RefSeq names its product nucleosome assembly protein 1 like 1 (gene NAP1L1). Gene Ontology annotation, biological process: nucleosome assembly. Gene Ontology annotation, cellular component: chromatin; nucleus. NCBI's taxonomy places the organism in Eukaryota, Metazoa, Chordata, Aves, Passeriformes, Pipridae. Gene Ontology annotation, molecular function: histone binding; chromatin binding. Bases 15 to 1310 code for a protein of 431 amino acids. The record is from RefSeq and is a predicted model, not a curated record. The transcript has 15 exons.